Molecule: messenger RNA, 4128 nt
Organism: Exserohilum turcica Et28A
Lineage: Eukaryota; Fungi; Ascomycota; Dothideomycetes; Pleosporales; Pleosporaceae
Exons: 4
Coding region: 1-4128 (1375 amino acids)
Cellular component (GO): cytoplasm
Molecular function (GO): protein binding; glutathione transferase activity
Source: RefSeq, a predicted model, not a curated record
AUGGGCAAAGAUCACCCCGACGCUGAUAUUCAUCCUGAGGCUACAGGCCUAGCAGCAGCGACAGUCAAGGUGAGCUGGCAAAGCUUACCACUGCCACGUUACAAUCCUAACCCUAUUCAGGCACACUCGGCAGAAUGUCCUCUGAAGCUGUACGCAGGCUGGUUCUGCCCUUUUGUGCAGCGCGCGUGGAUUGUGCUCGAGGAAAAGGGCAUCCAGUACCAGUACAUUGAAGUGAAUCCCUAUCACAAGCCUCAGUCGCUGCUUGAUCUCAAUCCGCGCGGUCUCGUUCCCACGCUGCAAUACCAGGGCAAGCCACUGUAUGAGAGCACUGUUCUGUGCGAGUUUCUCGAGGAAGCCUUUCCACAACACACGCCGCAUUUGAUGCCAGCGGAUCCGUAUGAGCGCGCGAGAACGAGGAUCUGGACAGACUACGUGGGCACUCGCAUUAUCCCUGCCUAUCAUCGCUUCCUCCAGCACCAAGGCGACGGACUGGAAGAGAAGCAAAGCGACUUUCUAAACCACAUCAAGGAAUUCACGCGCGAGAUGGACAGCGAAGGGCCCUUUUUCGCAGGAAAAGACUUUGGCCUCAUCGACGUUGCAAUUGCGCCCUGGGCCAACCGGCUGUGGGUGUUUGAUCACUUCAAGGGGGGUUCAGGCAUUCCUGACGAGGGCCAGGGCGGCGAGGACGACGGGGUUUGGAAGAGAUUCAGGAAAUGGCUGGCUGCGGUCGAGAGCAGGAAGAGUGUCAAGGAGACGCUGAGUGAAAGGCAGCACUACCUCCCCAUUUACCAGCGAUAUGCGGAGGAUCGGGCGCAGAGCGAGGCGGCAAAAGCAAUACGGGCCGGCCGAGGCAUGCCGCGAUGCACAGGCGAUGCACAGUGCUGCACGAGUGACGUCAAAGCCCUCGUGGUGUUUCGAAACGCUGGGGUUGCCCAGGCGACGCUGUUGACAAAGGCGACCCACCAACACGGCCACAACCGGCUAAGCGUCAACGCUUCCACGUACACCGCAGGCACGCCCUGCCCGGCGCCCCAUGCCCCAACAAACAGCUGUUACGCCGGCUACCCAAAUCAAUACGCGCCUAGCUAUCUCGACGACGGCGACAACACGACGGCAAACCUCGAAUACACGACCGAAUUGAAGCCGCCGACUCGCCAGCCAAAGCCGCGCAGGCCGUUGCGCAGCUCCCACAACAAAUCCACAUUCAACCCCUCGCUGGAUAUUUUUGAAGAUGUCGCACAGGAGGAAGAGCAGCAGCAGCGAGCAGCCUUUGACGUCAAGAGGAGAACCCGCGCCAGUCUCGUGCCCGCAGCUGCAGGGUCAAAGAAGAGCACCAUUCUCGCACAUCCAGCACAGAAGAUGCCCAAGCCCGCCGCGCCCGUUCAGGAGCCCCAGCACGAGAAGCCCCGGCGACGCGUGUCGCAAGCUCCCAGCGAAAAACAUGCGCCCGAGGUCAACGCCACCCUGGUGCUGCAGGAGGAUAUUUUGGACAAGAAGGAACUUAAGAAGCCCGGUCCCAAGAAGGAGGCGCGCCGCAGGACUAUUUACAUUCCCACAGACGAGACGUCCAUUUUCACCAUCCACCCAGGACAGCCCACACAUGCGCCGCGCAACGCCCGCCAAAAAUCGCCAGAUCUCGGACUCGAUCUCGUCACCCUAUCUGAUGAGGAAGGCAACAAUUUGCAGCCAGCGCUGAAGAAGGAAAAGAAAGUGCCGCGCAAGUCGCUCGCCGCUCCCCCUAAACGCGGCCCUCUCAGCGCAACGUCGCGCUCGACGCAGAGCUUGUCUUUUUCAAACGACAUUGCAGGUUCGGGAGGCGGCAAGGAGAAUGUGCCUCCGGGCAUGGAGGUGUUUGCGAAGAAGGGCACUGGAAUGCACAUUGAAAUCAACUUUACCAAACCAGAGGCCAAGAAGCCCGUAGUGAAGGCUUCCAAGGUUCAUUUCAGCGCGCCCAAGGAGCCCGAGAGGAUACUGCAGACCAAGAAACGAACCGAGGGCACACAAAAACGACCGCGAUCGCGACUCGCCCACGACGAUGUGCCGGCCAAGGCGCUCAAAUCAAGGGCAGAUGGCACCGCGUCCACGGCAAACAGCAGCGCAUCUCUGAGGUCGACCAUCAAGACUGAACGAGCAAAACUGGCCAAAGCAAAGCGCGCCCCACUGUCUUCUUCCCCGUUCCACACCGACAAGUCACCGCCCACGGCCCUCCGUAAGCAAAAGACUGCAAGCGUAGCAAGUAGCAUUACCAUGCUUCACGAGGUCGGCGAGCGACCACAGCCGCGGGAAAAAUACCCAGUGCUAUGCGAGGAUCUUGCGCAACCCGAACUCUACGAGGACAACUGGCUUACCUACCAGGAGGUGGCUAUUACACAGCUUCUCAACUCUGUAUUCGACUCGGCAAACAAGGACCCGAAUGCUGAGCAGAGCCCAGAGGAUUUGCGCAAAAAGAUGCUUGCCAUUUAUCAGGAUCCCGCGGUGCCAUCACUGCACAAGCGUCUACAAGCUUCGCUACAAUUCGGCGCACUCAGCAUACCCAAGGAUCUGCUGGCCCAGGCGCUCAGGCUAAAGGAUGAUGUUGGUCUGCGCAAGAAGUUUCUCAACCUGUGGACCAAGUCGUACGACCUGAGUGCACUGCGGGCUGCAGCCGAGACGAUUGUGGGUCGCCAGAUCACAACGCCAUGCCGCUUGUCCACUGGCUCCACGUGCUCAGACGACGGGUCCCGCCAAUAUCGCGCUGAACGACGGGCAAUUGAAAGCUUCUUGUCUUCGUUCUUGAUCAAAAACGAAGAUGCUGUUCGCGUCAAGUCUGGCGGCGGUAGCAUUGCCAGUCUCACACGGGGUGACGACGAUUUUGGAUCCCAGGGCUGGUCCUGGCGCCGUACCGCACUGCGGAGUCUGAUGCUCAUCCUUGUUCUUGAUCAGGCAAAGACUACAAAUGCCCUGUCGGGCUGCUUGUUCCAGACGACGUCGCCGUACAAGACGUCCGUGGAGAUUCUCCAUCAUUUGUCCAAGAUGCUUCUUCCUUCGCACGGCGACAUUACUCGACCGCUCCACCAUCUCGGUUACAAGACAGAAGACACCGUGACACUGAACAUGCCAACGGGCGAGCUACUUACCAGCGAUGUGUCACACAAGGACUUGUGGGUGCUAUCUCAGCAUCUCAAGUACCCAGCCAUUGGUCGUGCACAAAAGGUUUACAAUGUGCAAGUUGCCCUGGCAGCCUUGAGCAGUGUCCCCGGUAUGCCCAGCGCCGCAGCCAGCGGAAUCCGCGCCGAAGACAUUGUCGAUGGUCAUCGCGAGAAGACGCUUUCCCUCCUCUGGUCACUAGUUGGGAAAUGCGGGCUGGGAAGUCUCGUCGACUGGCCACAGCUAGUCAAGGAGACGGAGCGCUUCCAAAACCAAUGGUACCGAACAAGAGACAACUUUGAAGACCGAGCACUCGACUCGGAGAACGACGAGGACACGAGUGAAGUAGAUGGACUGGCAUACCACAAGCGUCUUCUCCUCUCGUGGUCACGCUCAAUCGCGCGUCUCCACGGCCUGCGCGUAGCCAACCUCACCACGAGCUUCGCCGACCCGAAAAUCCUCGAGGUCAUUGUAGACACAUACCUGCCUUGCAACGUCGCCAACACGCUCGACAGCGGACGCCUGGGUCUGGCGGCAAAACUCAGCGCCGUCGGCUGCUCCGCUUCCUUCAUCGCGCUCUUCACGCCGCAGAACAAAACGGCUCGCUCCAUCCCCAGCCGCGACUUCACACUACUCACCCUCUCGUUCCUAGCCUCGCGCCUCCUCCCACUCGCACGCACCCACCGCGCCGCCACAAAAAUCCAAACAGCAUUCCGCCACUUCCUACUGCGCCACCAGACGCACAUGCGCAUCAAGGCCAUGCAGCUUGCGCACGCCUGCGCCGUCGUAGCCCAGGCCCGCCAGAAAAUGCUCCAUGCCGCCACGCUGAUCCAGCGCCGCUGGAAAAACAUCCAGGCCACGCGCCACAAGCAGCUUGAAAACGACAUUCUGGCUUUCCAGGCGCUCGCCCGUGGCUGGGCGAUCCGCAGGUGGGUCAGGCGUAUUACCGCCGGCAGAGUCGGCGGCAAGGAGAAGGUUAGGCGCGUUAGGGGUGGGUGGUGA